UCUGCGUCUCUGAUUGGUCGCUGAGCUUGGCUGACAACACCUGCUUGACUCCAUCUAAAUUGACGACCCGCCCGGGCUCUGGGAAAUAUAGGCAGCAUCCCUGCUGUCCCAGCGCUCACUCUCUCUUUCUGUCUCACUCUCUGCGCUGCCCGCCUGAAUACAGUCUACAGCCGUGAGUGCUACUGAGUUACCACGGACAGACAGAGAGCAGACUGGCUGGUUGGACCGGUGCGUUUCCGAUACAACACUGCAUCAUUGUCUCAGAGCAGAGGGAAGGCAGACUUUAGCACAGGUACUUACUGGUCUUCACAGAUAGAGGCAGAAAUGUUGUUUAAAUUUGCAAUAGUGCUGCUGGUUUUGUCACUUUUGGAGCAAGUGGUGGGAUUGGAUAAUAUCGAUGUUCAUGACAACCCGUCAGAGAAACCGGCAAGCCAGAAAGGACGGAUGUCUCUGCAGAACACAGCUGAGAUCCAGCACUGUCUGGUGAGUGCAGGAGAUGUGGGCUGCGGUGUGUUUGAGUGUUUUGAGAACAACUCCUGUGAGAUCAGAGGCCUGCAGGAGAUCUGUCUGACCUUCCUACACAACGCCGGAAAGUUUGACUCCCAGGUAAGGCACUCUGCGUGUGUGUGUGUGUGUGUUUGUUUAAGACACAAGUUCAGCUGCAUCAGCAGGAAGUGCUUGGCCAUUAAAGAGAUGGUGUUCCAGCUGCAGAGAGAGUGUUACCUCAGACACAACCUGUGUUCUGCAGCCAAGCAGAACGUUGCUGUCAUGGUGGAGAUGAUCCACUUCCAGGACCUCUUCCCUAAAGGGCCGUAUGUGGAGCUGGUCAACAUCCUACUGAGCUGUGGGGAGGAGGUGAAGGAGGCCUUAACCAGGAGCGUCCGGCUGCAGUGUGAGCAGAACUGGGGGGCUCUCUGUGACAGCCUUAGUGUCUGCUCUUCCCUCACCCCCCCUCCUGGUCAGGCCCCCGCCUCCCCCGACCACCGCCGCCACAGGUCCCCCCACUCCGAGCCAGACCACCCCAGACCCCCCCGACAGGGGGACAAGGACAAGCCCAGUAAAGGCGGCUUCAACGCCCACCCCCGCAGCCGCAGCCAGGGUCCCCGUCGACAGAGCCCCGAGGCUGGUGUGGCGGCGGAGCAGGAAGGCUCUGAGGCCACAGACAUCCGGAGGUGAAGAGACAUUGAACCCUAACUAUCCAGAGCCCUCCCUGACCGUGUCACCAUCAUAGCCCCCCCCCAACACACACACACAUACACACACACAGACAUACACAUAGACAGAUACUGUACAUGCAAGAACACACACAUCUACACACAUACACAGACUCACUCUCUCUUUCUCUCGCUCUCU
Oncorhynchus gorbuscha (pink salmon) is the source of this 1353-nucleotide messenger RNA. Its product is annotated as stanniocalcin-2-like. The transcript has 4 exons. The record is from RefSeq and is a predicted model, not a curated record. Gene Ontology annotation, cellular component: extracellular region. The coding region runs from base 325 to 1176 and encodes 283 amino acids. Gene Ontology annotation, molecular function: hormone activity. Gene Ontology annotation, biological process: intracellular calcium ion homeostasis. Lineage: Eukaryota; Metazoa; Chordata; Actinopteri; Salmoniformes; Salmonidae.